AUGGCCCCGAAACCAGGUCCAGACUGGCGCGCUCAAAACACUACCCUCAAGAUUCUCGCCGCCGCCGAGGGAGGGGGAUAUGGCGUCCUCGCCACUGUCGCCUACAACAUCGAGCACGUCGUCGCCAUGGUGCGCGCCGCAGAGCUCGCCCGCUCCCCGCUCAUAAUCCAAUUCUUCCCCUGGGCCAUCACCUUCUCCUCGGGCCUCCUCAUCCACGCCGCGUCCCUGGCCGCGCGGUCUGCUUCCGUGCCCAUCGCCAUUCACCUCGACCACGCUCAAGACGCCGAUCUGAUCAGGCGAGCGGCGGAGAGCUUACCGUUUGACAGCAUCAUGAUUGACAUGAGCCACUGCGAGAAAGCCGAGAAUUUGAGGAAGACGGGGGAGUUGGUAAAGUAUUGUCACGAGAGGAGCAUCGCCACCGAAGCAGAGCCGGGGAGGAUCGAAGGGGGUGAGGACGGAGUGAUGGAUACGGAGGGCUUGGAAGGCAGUAUGACUACCAUGGAAGAGGUGGAGAAUUUUGCGAGGACGGGAGUGGAGGUGCUGGCGCCUGCUAUUGGGAACAUGCAUGGGGAGAACCCGUACGCAAAAUCCGAUCCAGAUUUGGAUUUUAAACGAUUAAGAGAAAUAAGGGAAAAGCUGGGAGGGAAGGUGAGAAUAGCGCUGCAUGGAACCAAUGGAUUUAAGCCGGAGCUCAUGCAGAAGUGCAUAGCCGAGGGGGUCACGAAGGUAAAUGUGAACAGACUUGUGCUGGAUGAGUACUCGGAGAAUCUAAAGUCAAAUGUGGACAAGAUGCCGUUGACGAGGCUUAUGGAGACAGGGGUUGAGAGAGUGAUCAACCAGACGCGGGAAUGGAUGGAGGUUUGUGGGAGUGCGGGAAAAGCGUGA
Messenger RNA from Drepanopeziza brunnea f. sp. 'multigermtubi' MB_m1, 885 nucleotides. RefSeq lists its product as uncharacterized. Gene Ontology annotation, biological process: carbohydrate metabolic process. NCBI's taxonomy places the organism in Eukaryota, Fungi, Ascomycota, Leotiomycetes, Helotiales, Drepanopezizaceae. The record is from RefSeq and is a predicted model, not a curated record. Gene Ontology annotation, molecular function: zinc ion binding; aldehyde-lyase activity.